GGAUAUGUCAUUCAGCCACUGAGGGUAGAGUAAAGAACUACUGCAAACGUGCAGCCGAGUUUAUAUAUAAUUAUAUAUUCCAUUAUAUAUAAUGGCAGAAGGCGAAGAACCUGCACUUUUCACUAAAGUAACGGUUUAUUCUCUACUCGCGUGUGUGGCUCAGUUUGCUGUCGGGUUUGUUUUUGCGCAAAAAUGGGGGAAUAAAUGUUCUGCUGUUGACCGGUGGGUCCUCGUGUGGUUAUUUUACGACGCAAUAGUUCAUUUUACUCUGGAGGGACCUUUCGUCUACAUGUCACUUGUUGGAAAUGUGUCAACCUCUGACGGUCUGUUGGCAGAGCUAUGGAAAGAAUAUGGCAAGGCAGAUGAGCGCUGGUUGUACUCAGACCCGACAAUAGUAUCUCUGGAGCUUCUGACAGUGGUUUUAGAUGGUUCUCUGGCCCUGCUUCUAGUCUACGCCAUCAUCAAAAACAAACAUUACAGGCACUUUGUUCAGAUCACACUAUGUGUGUGUGAGUUAUACGGGGGCUGGAUGACCUUCUGUCCAGAUUGGCUAAUUGGAAGCCCUAACCUGAACACUAGCAACUGGCUGUACCUGUGGGUCUACCUGGUAUUCUUCAAUGGGAUCUGGGUGGUAGUGCCUGGACUCCUCCUGUGGCAGUCAUGGAGUGAUUUAAGAAGCAUGCAUCAGUAUCCAAAGAAGAAGAACAGAUAAAAUCAGAGGAAGUCUGGUUGUUAGUAUUCAGCCAUAUAAUUAUCACCGUUAUAAUUAGCCUUUCAGAGUCAACAGAAUGAGAUGUGGAGAGGAUGUACUGCAGCUGAUGUAUUAUAAACAUUAAUUGCAUACAACGAAUAGUAGAGGAACAGUUGUUAAGGUGUAUCUUUGCAUAAUUGCAGUGGUAAAUAGAUAAAGGAAGCUCACACCAAACCACUGACGCAUAGCAGCAUACUUACUUGUACUUUCUGCAUUCCUGCCAUAUGACACAUAAACACUGAAUUUUUACAUUGAUCUAGGACCAGUUUCCCUUCUAAUCCCUCUUACCAAACUACCUUAUCCAGUAUAAUAGAAAGCAAAAACUGCUUCCAGAUAAUUGUAAUCAGUUACGUCAAUUCGUGUUUCAUCACACACGUCUGCUUCUCCUUAAAAUAAUUAUGAAUCAUGCUUCUUUUUAUAUAGACUGUGCUAUACUUAUGACAAGUUAACAGGUUAGCCUGUUUAAGGUUUUACUCAUCACUGCAAUUUUUAGGAUUAAUUUAUUGCACAAUUCAGGCAUUGUAAUUUCACUAAAGCUUCAUGUGUAGUUAAUACAAAAAGGUAACACGUUAUAAUAAGAUCCCAUUAGUUAAUGCAUUAACAAAUAUUAACUAAUACAUUUGUUGCGGUAUUUAUUCAUCUUUGUUAAUGUUAGUAAAAAUACAACUGUUUAUUCUUAGCUCAAAUCCAUUAAAUAAUAACAGAAAAAAACAUUUUACUUUCAAUUAUGUGUAAAUGUUAAAAUUAACAUUAACUAAGGUUGAUAAAUGUUUAGGUGUAUUUUAUUAAUGACAGUUUAAGGUCGUUAACUAACGUUAGCUAAUGGAACAUGGGAAGUUUUGCCUAUAAAACUAAAACUGAAUUUAAAGUCACCUACUUUCUUAUGAAUUCAACUCAGUGAAGUUUGCAAAUAAACAAUCCAUUUAAGUCUAAAUAUUUAUAAUAGCCUACUUUUCCAUAAUGUUAUCAGUGGCAUUAACAUUAAUUUAGAUUAGUAAAUGUUUUAAAAGUUCACAAACUGAACCUUGUAGUUUUACCUAAGACUACAAUUGCAUUUAAAAACACCAAAUUUCUAUGGAUUUUCCUCAAUAAAGCUUUUAAUAUUAA
Labeo rohita (rohu) is the source of this 1858-nucleotide messenger RNA. RefSeq names its product EBP like (gene ebpl). Gene Ontology annotation, cellular component: endoplasmic reticulum; membrane. Gene Ontology annotation, molecular function: cholestenol delta-isomerase activity. Bases 92 to 712 code for a protein of 206 amino acids. The record is from RefSeq and is a predicted model, not a curated record. Gene Ontology annotation, biological process: sterol metabolic process. The transcript has 4 exons. NCBI's taxonomy places the organism in Eukaryota, Metazoa, Chordata, Actinopteri, Cypriniformes, Cyprinidae.